UUCGGCCAUCUUCCCGCGCCGCCACCAUGGUGCGCAUGAACGUCCUGGCCGAUGCUCUCAAAAGCAUCAACAAUGCAGAGAAGAGAGGCAAAUGCCAGGUCCUCAUCAGGCCCUGCUCCAAAGUCAUCGUUCGGUUCCUAACCGUGAUGAUGAAGCAUGGUUACAUUGGUGAAUUUGAAAUCAUUGACGACCACAGAGCUGGGAAGAUCGUCGUGAAGCUCAUUGGCAGGUUGAACAAGUGUGGAGUGAUAAGCCCUAGAUUUGAUGUGCAACUCAAAGACCUAGAAAAAUGGCAGAACAAUCUGCUCCCGUCCCGUCAGUUUGGCUUCAUUGUACUGACCACCUCAGCUGGCAUCAUGGACCAUGAAGAGGCAAGACGAAAGCACACAGGAGGGAAAAUCCUGGGAUUCUUUUUCUAGAGAUGUAAAACAUAAAUAAAGAGCCUUUAUGGAC
Molecule: messenger RNA, 453 nt
Organism: Alexandromys fortis (reed vole)
Lineage: Eukaryota; Metazoa; Chordata; Mammalia; Rodentia; Cricetidae
Product: 40S ribosomal protein S15a-like
Exons: 1
Coding region: 27-419 (130 amino acids)
Biological process (GO): translation
Cellular component (GO): cytosolic small ribosomal subunit; ribosome
Molecular function (GO): structural constituent of ribosome
Source: RefSeq, a predicted model, not a curated record